AUGCCAGGAAUGUUGGCGUCACCACAUUUGGAAGAUUUAGGUGGCGUCUUACGCCUUUAUUCAGGUUUUAUGGAUCACCAUCUUUCUGAUGUACGGGAACGCACCUUUGACGCGUACGCCACUGGUGAUCACGCACUUGCAAUCAAGUUGGGUUAUUUCACGAGGCGGCUUAAGACAUCUCAUCAGUAUGUGAUAUCAGAAGUUGAAAGCAUGGUAUUAGAGGUGAAGCACUCAGUAGAAAAGUUUGGGAAACUAAAGGUUAGGAUUCUUCCUGUUGGAAUAUGGACAUUUGAUGGUGAAAAUGUGGUUUACAAAAAUCGAAAAAUGCAGUGUGAAUCGUUAAGGAAAAGUUACUGGUCUCGAACUAUUGAGAGGAGGUCUCUGCUUCUUAGCCUGAUCACUUAUGCUCUCCAGUCUCCUCCAGUAUGUGGGAUGAAAGUAUUCUCUAAUACUUCCCACAAAAUUUUAAAGCUUCAUGAGAUUAAUAAUAAAUAUUUGGAAAGCCUUGAGCUGACUCGUGAUGAAGCAUUAGAUUUGAUUACUAAAGUUGCAGAGGGCAAGCCGUUUGAGAACGAAAAGGUAGAUAUUAUCAGUUUGAUGACCUAUGGGGUCUUCAGCUCAGAAGAUACUGUUCAACUUGAUAUGGUGAGUCGGAUGAUUUCCACGUUCGUAGCUGAUAAGCUCGAGGACAAGCAAUUGCCGAUAAGCUUUCGAGGAGAUGAUUUAGCACUUUUGUCUCAAAUAGUUGCAGAACCUUUAGCCUGGAUGAAUCUUCUGUUUGAGGUCUGUAUCGAGUUCUAUGGGUCCAAGUCAAAGAAUCUCAAGAGGAGUAACAAGGAACUCAUAGGCAAUACAUUUAUCCAGUCAAUUAAAUGUUUGAUUGGUGAGUCCACUAAAAUAAUAGAUGGCAUUGAAGCUGCAUUGAAUAAAGAGCUUGCCGUUCCAUCAACUGGGUGGCAGGAUUUUCUAUCUUCAGGAGUCGAGGAAAAAGAGACUGGUCCAGGGCAGUUUAUCAAAAUUCUAGAGACAAUGUGUGCCUCUUCAAAUGUACCUACUAUUCAAGAUGUAAAAAGAGAGUGGAGCUGCAAAACUGUAAAAGGGGAGAUAUUGUCGGCCCAGAGAAAGACUUUGGAGGGGAUUUAA
This is a messenger RNA of Papaver somniferum (opium poppy), 1143 nucleotides long. Its product is annotated as N-terminal acetyltransferase B complex auxiliary subunit NAA25-like. The record is from RefSeq and is a predicted model, not a curated record. Lineage: Eukaryota; Viridiplantae; Streptophyta; Magnoliopsida; Ranunculales; Papaveraceae. The transcript has 4 exons. The coding region runs from base 1 to 1143 and encodes 380 amino acids.